Zalophus californianus (California sea lion) is the source of this 1475-nucleotide messenger RNA. It is a transcript of the gene TNFRSF17, whose product is annotated as TNF receptor superfamily member 17. The record is from RefSeq and is a predicted model, not a curated record. Gene Ontology annotation, molecular function: signaling receptor activity. The transcript is spliced from 6 exons. Bases 295 to 777 code for a protein of 160 amino acids. Lineage: Eukaryota; Metazoa; Chordata; Mammalia; Carnivora; Otariidae. Gene Ontology annotation, biological process: tumor necrosis factor-mediated signaling pathway.
CUUUAAGUGCUUUUCGGGCAUUUGGUUACUCUGGACUCACACCUUUGAAAGCUUUAGCACCGACGGGGUCAACUUCGUUUGUCAACUUGAGGGGGCACAGUGUGCCCAGAUAUUUGGUUAAACAUUACUCUGGGUGUGUCUGUCAGAGUAUUUCUGGAGGAGAGAAACUUUUGAACCUGUAGAGAGAGUGCAUUGCAUUGCCCUCCCCAGUGCAGUGGGCUCUUCCAGGCCAUUGGAGAACUGAGCAGAACAAAAAGGAAAGAACACACAUGGAUUGGAUCAUCACCCUGCAGGAUGACACAGUACAACUCCACUGAGCACCAUGAAUAUGAUGAGGAGGUCAAAGGAGAGGAGCCGCAGAUGGCUCAGCAGUGCAUCCAAAAUGAGUAUUUUGACAAAUUGCUUACUGCUUGCAAACCGUGUCACCUUCGAUGUUCUCAUACCCCUCCUCUACCUUGUCAGCGUUAUUGUGAUGCAAUGAAAGAAACGAAUACAAUUCUCUGGACCUGUUUGGGCCUGAGCUUGAUCGUUUCUUUGACAGUUUUCGUGCUGAUGUUCUUGCUAAAGAAGAUGAAUUCAGAACCAUCAAAGAAUGAACGUAAAAACACAGGAUCGGCUCUCCAGAACGAGGUGAACACUGACCAGGAGGAGGGCUGUGCUAGCAGGACUGCUAUGGAGGAAGGUGCAACCAUUCUUGUCACCACGAAAACAAAUGACUACUGUAACAGCCUGCUAGCUAGUAUCACAGAGAUGGAGAAACCCAUUUUUACCAGAUAAUCAACCAUUUCACCUGGUGUAGAGCUGCUUUGAAAAUCCUAUGUCAGAAGGAUGAGGUAUCAGAUCUCUUUAGGAUGAUUGUACUUAUUGGUUGCUGAUAGAGCUUUUUGUCCUGUAAUUCUAGAAAAUCUUUGUUAGAUGUACUUCCCUACCUUACUGUUGGGAGCUUAACUGUGGAAAUUUCCUUGGUUUCAUGAUUAAAUUCUUGACUCACUGAAGAAAAGCACUGCAGUGUGCAGAGCCCAUAGUCCCAUAUUUCUAUGGCUAGCUCCCUUCUCUCCUAUACACACACACACAUAUGUUUCAAGCCAGAUUGGAUUUUUCUCUUUAUUAUUAAUGGAAAGCAAGGUGAUCCUAUGUACUCCUGGAUAUAGGAGAAGCCUAGAGUCAGCCACACUAAUUUAGUGUGCAAUGCGUGAGGGCAAGGCUCCUGACCUUGUGAGCUUUCAGCUUAAUGGAGACAUCAGGCAUUAUUACGAUCCCAUGAAUAAAUGUGUAAUUGCAAACUACGACAAAGGUAUAGUAGGUAUCAUUUUCAGACCCCAAUGCAGGUAAUAAUAAUGAUGGCUAAAACUUAGCCUUACUAGGGGCGCUUGUGUGGCUCAGUCAGUUAAGCGUCUGGCUCUUGAUUUCAGCUCAGGUUAUGAUCUCAUGGGUCCUGGGAUCAAGCCCCAUGACUCAGGCUCUGUGCUCAGCAA